AUGCGAGUGGCUCUGCUGCUGGCGUCGCGCACGACGAAAAACUCGGAAAAGGUGGUCUUUAUCCCAGAGACGGAUGGCGUUACAGGACCCGAUGACUCGGAUGAUGAAAAUGAUUCACCGCCGCCGAAUGCGAGUGGUGAGGAAUCAGCGAGGCCUGCAUUGAAGCCGAAACGAUCCGUCUCUGAGCGCUUAACAAAAGAGCAUCGUGAGGAGCGUCAUUUACCUCGUGUCACGGCGUAUUGUAUUGCCGAUAUGUUUAGGCUUGCCAAAACUGCGACGUUUCUGAGGGAGAAGCAUCAUGUCAAGCCGAGAAUAUAUGAUGACUUGUUGUAUGCGGCCUACUCGCUACCACUGCUGAGCGGCGAUGAAGAAGGUUGUCGCCAUGAAGAGGCUGUGGCUACAGAAGAUUUGCCUGACCAGGCUGAAGCAGAAUCAAAGGAGCGCGCCAAAUAUAUCAAUCGACGGGGCUCUAAUCCAACAGCAGCUGAUCUACCAGCCAUGUACCAGUGCGCUGAACUCUUCAUCCUCUCCUACGGCGUCGUCGUCUUUUGGAACUUUUCUGAACGUCAGGAACGUAACAUCCUAGCAGACUUAACAUUCGCUAUGGAUCGGACGCUGAUGAGUAGACCUUUGCCGGACCGUGAUGUCGAGACUGAAGAAUUCCAUUUCGAGUACUCGCCGAAUACACGACGUCCGCGUAUUUUCAAUGACAUGAUUACGUUGCGUUCUGCUGAUCACUUCAUCAAAAUGGCCAUGUCGCACGCGAUUGCGCAGUCUGUCAAAUUGUCGUUGUUUGAAGGACGCAUGGAUGAUAGUAUGGCGGCUGCUGCGCAUGUUCCUCGCAAAUUGGCAACGACAGGAGAACUGAGCAUGACCAAACCGCAAGUGAUGCGCAUGUCAGGUCAGCUAUUCAAGUUGAGGGUGGACGUAAAUCUUUCGUCCAACAUCCUGGACACGCCAGACUUCUUCUGGGAGUCCGAACCAACACUCAUGCCGCUCUACUCGGCUGUGCGCGAUUACCUGGAGCUCAAGGGACGCAUUGUGCUGCUCAACUCAAGGACGACGGUGUUGCACGAUAUGAUCAGCCUGCUGUCUGACAGUAUUGCAGAUGACACCAUGACGAAGAUUACCUGGAUUGUGAUUUUGCUGAUUGCCAUCAGUGUGGUGGUGACGACGUUCGAGGUGGUGCUGAGGUUUGCCCUGAUUCAGCGUAACAGGGGCCAUGCUUGA
Molecule: messenger RNA, 1230 nt
Organism: Protomyces lactucae-debilis
Lineage: Eukaryota; Fungi; Ascomycota; Taphrinomycetes; Taphrinales; Protomycetaceae
Exons: 3
Coding region: 1-1230 (409 amino acids)
Source: RefSeq, a predicted model, not a curated record